AUUAUUAAACCUGUGAAAACCAAAAAAUUCUCACUGAUGGAACAGACGUUACCGGUCACCGUUUAUGAGAUGGAUUUCCUGGCAGAUCUGAUGGACAACUCGGAGCUAAUUCGAAAUGUGACUCUGUGUGGGCACCUUCACCACGGCAAGACUUGUUUUGUUGACUGCCUGAUAGAACAGACACACCCUGAAAUUCGGAAGCGCUACGACCAGGAUCUUUGCUACACUGAUAUAUUGUUCACAGAGCAAGAGAGGGGAGUAGGGAUCAAGAGCACACCAGUGACGAUUGUUCUGCCAGACACCAAAGGAAAGUCUUUUCUCUUCAACGUCAUCGACACCCCAGGUCAUGUCAAUUUUUCUGAUGAAGUGACCGCUGGCCUUCGUAUUUCGGAUGGCGUUGUGCUUUUCAUUGAUGCGGCUGAGGGGGUGAUGCUGAAUACAGAGAGGCUGAUCAAGCACGCGGUGCAGGAAAGGCUGGCAGUGACUGUGUGCAUCAACAAGAUAGAUCGACUGAUCCUGGAGCUGAAAUUGCCCCCAACAGAUGCUUAUUACAAACUCAGACAUAUCGUAGAUGAAGUUAAUGGUCUGAUCAGCAUGUAUUCCACCGAUGAGAACCUCGUUCUGUCUCCCCUUCUGGGGAAUGUGUGUUUCUCCAGUUCGCAGUACAGCAUCUGCUUCACACUGGGAUCUUUUGCAAAGAUUUAUGCAGACACAUAUGGAGAUAUCAAUUAUCAGGAGUUUGCAAAGCGGCUUUGGGGUGACAUCUACUUCAACCCGAAGACCCGCAAGUUCACUAAAAAGGCCCCAACGAGCAGUUCGCAGCGCAGUUUUGUGGAGUUCAUUCUGGAGCCCCUGUACAAGAUCUUGGCUCAGGUGGUGGGGGACGUGGAUACGACCCUGCCCAGGACUCUGGAUGAACUUGGCAUCCACCUGACCAAAGAGGAAUUGAAAUUAAACAUUCGGCCCCUCCUGCGGCUUGUCUGCAAGAAGUUCUUUGGGGAAUUCACAGGCUUUGUGGACAUGUGUGUGCAGCAUAUCCCCUCUCCGAAGGUGGGAGCCAAGACGAAAAUCGAGCAUACCUACACUGGUGGGGUUGACUCUGAUCUAGGGGAGGCCAUGAGCGAAUGCGACCCCGACGGUCCUCUGAUGUGUCACACAACGAAAAUGUACAGCACCGACGACGGCGUUCAGUUCCACGCCUUUGGCAGAGUGCUCAGUGGUACCAUCCAUGCUGGGCAGCCUGUGAAGGUCCUUGGAGAAAACUAUACCCUGGAAGAUGAGGAGGAUUCCCAGAUCUGCACUGUUGGACGCCUCUGGAUCUCAGUUGCAAGGUAUCAUAUUGAGGUAAACCGGGUUCCUGCUGGCAACUGGGUGCUGAUGACUGCAACCGUCAUGGAGCCUCGGGGCAAUGAGGAGGCUCAGAUCUUCCGUCCUUUGAAGUUCAAUACCACAUCUGUUAUCAAAAUAGCUGUAGAACCGGUCAACCCCUCGGAGCUCCCCAAAAUGUUAGAUGGUCUCCGCAAAGUCAACAAGAGUUACCCCUCGCUUACUACUAAGGUGGAAGAAUCUGGGGAGCACGUGAUCCUAGGGACAGGAGAGCUCUACCUGGAUUGUGUGAUGCACGAUCUACGGAAGAUGUAUUCAGAGAUUGAUAUCAAGGUCGCUGAUCCGGUUGUGACGUUCUGCGAGACGGUGGUGGAAACGUCCUCCCUAAAGUGCUUUGCUGAGACACCCAACAAGAAGAACAAGAUCACGAUGAUUGCCGAGCCUCUGGAAAAGGGUCUCGCAGAGGACAUUGAAAAUGAAGUGGUUCAGAUAACGUGGAACAGAAAGAAGCUGGGUGAAUUCUUCCAGACCAAAUAUGACUGGGAUUUGCUGGCUGCCCGUUCCAUCUGGGCCUUUGGGCCAGAUGCCACUGGCCCAAACAUCCUAGUAGAUGAUACGCUGCCCUCAGAGGUGGACAAGUCACUGCUGGGCUCUGUGAAGGACAGCAUUGUGCAAGGAUUUCAGUGGGGGACCAGGGAAGGGCCUCUCUGUGAUGAAUUGAUCCGCAAUGUGAAGUUUAAGAUCCUGGAUGCAGUGAUUGCUCAGGAGCCCUUGCACCGGGGUGGAGGACAGAUCAUCCCGACAGCCCGGAGAGUGGUCUAUUCCGCUUUCCUGAUGGCCACCCCUCGCUUGAUGGAGCCCUACUACUUUGUGGAGGUGCAGGCUCCUGCCGACUGCGUGUCUGCGGUGUACACAGUCCGUCUUGACCAGUCAGGCCAUGUUACACAAGAUGCUCCGAUCCCAGGCUCUCCUCUCUACACCAUCAAAGCCUUCAUCCCAGCCAUUGAUUCAUUUGGGUUUGAGACAGACUUGAGGACCCACACGCAGGGACAAGCCUUCUCGCUGUCUGUCUUCCACCACUGGCAGAUUGUGCCUGGUGAUCCCUUGGACAAAAGCAUCGUCAUCCGACCCCUGGAACCCCAGCCAGCCCCGCAUCUGGCGAGAGAAUUCAUGAUCAAGACCAGGCGUAGGAAGGGUUUGAGCGAGGACGUGAGCAUCAGCAAGUUCUUCGAUGACCCCAUGUUGCUGGAGCUGGCCAAGCAAGACGUCGUUCUCAACUACCCCAUGUGA
Messenger RNA from Cariama cristata (Red-legged seriema), 2616 nucleotides. RefSeq names its product elongation factor Tu GTP binding domain containing 2 (gene EFTUD2). The record is from RefSeq and is a predicted model, not a curated record. Gene Ontology annotation, cellular component: cytosol; U4/U6 x U5 tri-snRNP complex; U2-type catalytic step 2 spliceosome. Lineage: Eukaryota; Metazoa; Chordata; Aves; Cariamiformes; Cariamidae. Gene Ontology annotation, molecular function: translation elongation factor activity; GTPase activity; GTP binding. Gene Ontology annotation, biological process: mRNA splicing, via spliceosome.